AUGGUCCUGGGCCUAAGAAAGAGAAACAAGCAAGCCAAAGCGGGACCUUCAUCACCCGCACAACCGGACGUGCAGAGACGCGGUUCAUCUCGACCCGUCAACGGCGAAGACAUUGAUGGUGCCACAACUCUAUCAGGACCCUUCAAGUAUGGUGACAGCAUCUCAAAGUCGAUCGUUGACCUCGCUGGUCUUCCCGUCAACGUCUUUGGUCUUUCGGAAUUGACGCCUGCUCCAUCUCGAGCAAGUGCACCACCACCUCCACCGGUUUGCGUUGUCAUUCACAUGCACGGUCGUGGAGGUACAGCAGACAAGGAAGAGAAGAUCGCACGUCAGCUGUACGACCGGAUCGCCCGCGAUAAAUCCGAUUACCAGGCGCAGCAGAAUGCCGGAAUGGUCCCUACUUCCUCGAUACAACGAGACCACCUAGUCGUAACUUUCGACGCACGCAAUCAUGGUCACCGAACCACCAAUCCUGAAGGUCAAAAGGCAUGGAAGCAAGGAAACACGCAACACGCCAUGGACCUCUACGGAAUGAUCGUCGGCGGCGCACGCGACGCUUCAUUCAUUGUCGACUUCCUCCCCUCUUACCUCUUCCCGCAUGACGAGCGAAAUGUAGCUGAAUGGGUCAUUGUCGGAAAGUCGCUCGGGGGUCAUUCGACUUGGCAUGUUCUUGCAAACGACCCACGCAUCAAGAUCGGUGUGCCCUUCAUCGGGAUGCCCGAUUACUCUCGAUUGCUGGCAUCGCGCACGCGAACCUCGUUUGUUGCGAAUGCUGCACCUUACGUUCCCUCGAGCUUGAAGGCACUCGUCGACAAGAUUGACCCAGCUCAGACGGCGUACGACAGCUUCGAUGCAAGAAGGAACCCAUUCUGGGGUAAGAAGAUCUGCGUGCUCAGCGGUGCAAAUGAUAAGUUGGUGUUGUGGGAUUGGAAUCAAGACUUUUUGAAAGCACUGGUUGUGGGCGAGGCAUCAGGGCCUAGAGGUGAGAUGGAAGGGUUGAAGAUUCAUCGCAGACCAGGGGUUGGGCACGAGGUGACAGAGGAGAUGGUUGAAGAGGCUGGAGAGUGGAUUUGGCGCUGGGGUAUUGUUGCUCCUGCAUAG
This is a messenger RNA of Ustilago hordei, 1101 nucleotides long. RefSeq lists its product as uncharacterized. The record is from RefSeq and is a predicted model, not a curated record. Lineage: Eukaryota; Fungi; Basidiomycota; Ustilaginomycetes; Ustilaginales; Ustilaginaceae. The transcript has a single exon. The coding region runs from base 1 to 1101 and encodes 366 amino acids.